This is a messenger RNA of Parasteatoda tepidariorum (common house spider), 2060 nucleotides long. Its product is annotated as WD40 domain-containing protein denticleless. NCBI's taxonomy places the organism in Eukaryota, Metazoa, Arthropoda, Arachnida, Araneae, Theridiidae. The record is from RefSeq and is a predicted model, not a curated record. Gene Ontology annotation, biological process: proteasome-mediated ubiquitin-dependent protein catabolic process. Gene Ontology annotation, cellular component: nucleus. Gene Ontology annotation, molecular function: protein-macromolecule adaptor activity; protein binding.
GAUCGCGAAUAUAGUUUUUAGCGGCAACCGCACAUAAACUAGCGCGAUAAUUCAGUUACUAAACAAAACAAAAAGACUGUAAAGAAGUAAUUUUUAUUUCUGUUUGCGAUUAUUCAACUUUAAUACACAAUAUGCAUCUUUUAAAUUUUUUUCCUAGCCGUGAAUUAGGAAAUACACGAAAUGUUUACCCAUCUAACCUUAAACAGCUGCAAGCUUCUGUACCUAAUUUAGACAGCGUAAUACAGAGGCUUGCUUGUCAAGAAAAAGACGUUUAUGAAAGCUAUGGAGAAACUGGACUUGUGCCGCCGUUUGCAAGCAAGUUUCGUAAAGAUAAAAAUUUUGAUUUACUGGCUGUUGCUAAUGAAGAUGGAGAUGUUAUGUUGAUUGACACCUGCAAGGAUGAAAAUAUUGUGAAGUCAUUCACUGCCCAUCAUAAUGCAAUCUAUGAUAUUUGUUGGCUCUCUGAUGAUUAUCACCUCAUCACAGUGUCUGGUGACCACAGGGCAUGUCUUUGGGAUAUGAAUACACUAAAGAAUAUAGGAACUUUUAAAAGACACACCGGAUCCAUUAAAUCUGUAGAUGUAUGCCCUAAUGAUAAUGCUAUGUUUGCUACUGGCUCAAGAGAUGGUACUAUUUGUGUGUGGGACGUCAGGGAUAACUCAUAUGGAAAUGCUGUGUACAAACCAUCUAUCCAAAUACAAUCUGCUCACAGAAGGAAAGAUGCCAACAAAUCCAAGUUUCCUUUUAGUAAAAAAUUAAGUAAUAGCGUGUCUGCAGUUGCAUUCCAAGACAGCAUUAAUUUGGCAUCAACUGGUUCAACUGAUAGUGUCGUGAAGAUCUGGGAUAUGAGAAAAACUUACCUAUCAAAUCUCAACCCUUCUCCCCGUUAUCAAAUGAAAUAUAAAGAUGAUAAAACACAUGGUUAUGGCUUCACAAGUCUUGUUUUUGAUUCUACUUUCAAGAAGCUGUAUGCUAGUAGCACAGCCAACAAAAUAUUAAUGUUUAAUACCCAUACAUAUGCCGAUGCUGAAACUGUUUAUGAUGGAUUCAAGUGUAAUACCUAUUACAUAAAGUUAGCCUUAAGUGCUGAUGAUCAAUACUUAGCUUGUGGUUCCAGCAGCAAUAAAGCUUAUGUUUGGAAAGUUAAUCUUCCUGGUUAUCCAAAAUGGGAAUUUCCAGGACAUUCUUCUGAAGUUACUACAGUAGCUUGGGGAUCGCAUGAUGUUACAAAAUUUGUCACUUGUGGAGAUGACAACAGGAUACUCAUUUGGCGAACUAUCAAUCAUGAAAAUACUGAACAGUUAAAUAAAUCUCUUCUUACCGCAUCUAAAUACAAAUUCAUGACUUCACCUCCAAGCUCUGUUCCUGGUGAUUCACCUCCAAAAACUACUCGAAAUCAUUCACCAAAAACUCCUGUGAUGAAGACUAUUAAAAGUUUUUUUCAACCGUUAUCAUCUCCUGACGAUUCUCAACUAAUCAAUGAGAUACCAAUGACUCAUAAUUGUAAUGAAAACCUAGUUCCGCCUGUGCAAGUGUUGUCCCCAUCUAAAAAUAUGAAUCCUAACAUCAAUCCUUCACCUACUUCUCUCAGCAUUCCUUCACAUUCAAAAUCUAAUGGAAAAGAAAAUCAGUUGAGUUUCUCUUCAAAAGAUGCUUCCUUUGGACAGUUGAAGCGAAAAACAUUAACCACACUAGAUAUUCAGAGGCAUUCCAAAAGAGGGAGACGGAAUUCAAAUGUUAAUGCUAAGAAGAAUCAGAAUUCUGAAGGAAAUAUAAGAAAUUAUUUUACCUCAUCCUUGUCACCCAAAGAAUAAUGUUAUUCUCAGUGUCCAUCUAUCUGUGUUCAUCAAAUCAUUUAAAGAAAGCAACAAUUUGUAAAUAGUCUGAAUGAACUUAACCCAAUAUUCAUAAUGACAGUGAAAUAUUUUAAUGGGCUUUUAAAUUUUUAGAUUGGAUUUUAACUUAACGGAAACUGUAAACAGAAUGCUUUAGUUUUUUGUUGUCAAUGUUAAAAUAUAUAUAUAUGAAUUGUGUACAAAAUAAAGAAAUUAUUGCACCUG